Messenger RNA from Acanthosepion pharaonis, 3180 nucleotides. The record is from the annotation of a GenBank genome assembly. NCBI's taxonomy places the organism in Eukaryota, Metazoa, Mollusca, Cephalopoda, Sepiida, Sepiidae.
AUGGCUGCUUUUGCAGUCUGUGCACAUGGCUGGCGGGGUUUUCCUUAUGGUCCGCACAUAUGGCUGUCUGGAGCUUUCCUUGUGGUCUGUGCAUGUGACUGCCUGGUGUUUGUUCUCUUGGCCCAUACUCCAAGAAGUGUGUGUUUUCUAUUUUUUCCUUUCGGCCCUUUUUUCUCCUCUCCACUUUUUUCUCAUCCCACUUUUUCUCUUUCCCCGAUUUUCUCGUUUUCUUUUUUCCCCUUUUCUAUUUUCUCCCUUUUUCUGCUUUUCUUUAUUCUCUUUUUUUCUGCUUUUCUUUAUUCUGCCUUUUUUCCGCUUUUCUCUAUUCUGCCUUUUUUUCCGCUUUUCUUUAUUCUGCCUUUUUUUUUUUUCCGCUUUUCUUUAUUCUGCCUUUUUUUUUUCCGCUUUUCUUUAUUCUGCCUUUUUUUUCCUUUUUUUUUUAUUCUGCCUUUUUUUUCCGCUUUCUUUAUUCUGCCUUUUUUUUUUUUCCGCUUUUCGUUAUUCUGCCUUUUUUUUUUUUUCCACUUUUCUUUAUUCUGCCUUUUUUUUUCCACUUUUCUUUUUUUCUGCCUUUUUUUUUUUUUUCUGCUUUUCUUUAUUCUGCCUUUUUUUCCGCUUUUCUUUAUUCUGCCUUUUUUUUUUUUUCCGCUUUUCUUUAUUCUGCCUUUUUUUUUUUUUUUUUUUUUCUUUAUUCUGCCUUUUUUCCGCUUUUCUUUAUUCUGCCUUUUUUUUUUUUUCGCUUUUCUUUAUUCUGCCUUUUUUCUGCUUUUCUUUAUUCUGCCUUUUUUUUUUUUUCUUUUCUUUAUUCUGCCUUUUUUCCUUUUCUUUAUUCUGCCUUUUUUUAUAUUUUCUUUAUUCUGCUUUUUUUUUUUCCGCUUUUCUUUAUUCUGCCUUUUUUUUUUCCGCUUUUCGUUAUUCUGCCUUUUUUUUUUUUUCCACUUUUCUUUAUUCUGCCUUUUUUUUUUCCACUUUUCUUUAUUCUGCUUUUUUUUUUUUCUGCUUUUCUUUAUUCUGCCUUUUUUUCCGCUUUUCUUUAUUCUGCCUUUUUUUUUUUUUCCACUUUUCUUUAUUCUGCCUUUUUUUCCGCUUUUCUUUAUUCUGCCUUUUUUUCCGCUUUUCUUUAUUCUGCCUUUUUUUCCGCUUUUCUUUAUUCUGCCUUUUUUUUUUCCGCUUUUCUUUAUUCUGCCUUUUUUUUUUUUCCGCUUUUCUUUAUUCUGCCUUUUUUUUCGCUUUUCUUUAUUCUGCCUUUUUUUUUUUUUUUUCUUUAUUCUGCCUUUUUUUCCGCUUUUCUUUAUUCUGCCUUUUUUUUUUUUUUUAUUCUGCCUUUUUUUUUUCCGCCUUUUUUUUUCCGCUUUUUUUUUCCGUUAUUAUUCCUUUUUUUUUUUCCGCUUUUCUUUAUUCUGCCUUUUUUUUUUUCCGCUUUUCUUUAUUCUGCCUUUUUUUUUUUUCCAAUUUUCUUUAUUCUGCCUUUUUUUUUUUCCACUUUUCUUUAUUCCGCCUUUUUUUUUCCACUUUUCUUUAUUCCGCCUUUUUUUUUCCACUUUUCUUUAUUCCGCCUUUUUUUUUCCACUUUUCUUUAUUCCGCCUUUUUUUUUCCACUUUUCUUUAUUCCGCCUUUUUUUUCCGCUUUUCUUUAUUCUCCCUUUUUUUUUCUGCUUUUCUUCCCACCAUUCCCUCUUCUCUUCUUUUCCUUUCCCAUUUUCUUUUAACACUAUGCUUUUUGAAUCAUUCAUUGAGACUUACCAGGAAUUUUUGGAUUAUGGGCUGAAUACAUUAAGAGAAAAUUUCCGGAAAGAAGGACCUCACCUUUCAACUCUGCCAGACAACAUUUUAGAAACACUUGGAAAGGAUUUUAGUUGGUGCAUGGACCAGUACACUCUCAGUUUAGGAGAAAACAUACAAGUUAUCAAAUAUUCUCAAUCCAUAAUCAAGUGCUUAAUCAUCCUAUGUCGAAAUUACGAUAACAUAUCUGUGAUUACCGAAUAUAGUUUUGUAGCAGACAUUGUCUUGCUAGCUACUCCAAUUGUUGAAGAGCUAUGCACAUCUCCAGUCAAAAGUCCAAAGAAUGCCAUCAUGAUAUCUUUCCUGAAACAUGCUCUUCACUUUUUUGAAUGUUUCUAUGAUCCAUUUCUUGUCUGGAGAAAAAGACUUCAAAAUUGGAAUGUAGAUAAAAGCCAUUUAAACUUCAAACCAGCAACUCUUCAUGUCGAAGUCAUACCAUUUUUUCAUGGUUCGUAUUCCUGUUCCGAUGAUUUACUAGUUGUCAAAUGUUACAAAGUUUUUAUUUCUUUACAGAGUGUUUCCAGAAAACAAUUUACCAGAACAAAUGCUAAAUCAACAAAGAGCAGCAAAAUGUUUGGUGGUGUAAUGUCUGGUGACCAGCAAAAUGCCUUGCGUUCAAUCACUCCUGCAACCCUUGAUGUGUUGUUGUGCUGUGUAUCCCUCAUCAGUCAACAGAAAACGCCCAGUGAGAAACAUCAGCAAGUGCUUAUUCUUCAGAAACUGGUUCUCAAGUGUAUUGUGCGAAUGGUGCAUGUUAUUCAUUGUUCCUGUCCAGACCAAAGACAAGUGGAAGUAAGCCAAGUAAUGGAAGGUUACCUGAAUGUUUUGCAAUCAUUAAAAAUGGACCAAGAACUUCCUGAAAAUGAGGCAUCUUCUCUCCAGGUCUCGAUGAUUCAGACCGUAAAGGAGAUGCUUUCUUGUCGGGAUAAGAAAGCCCUUCAGGUCAUUUUUGUUUCCGGAGGGAUGUUUGAUACGUUCAUCUCACUUCUCAAUAAUGCAACUUUGUCUGCACAGAAAGCUCAGAAUCUUGCCAUGACCGUAUUGGAAGUGAUGAAUACAGUUUUAUAUGGAUCAUUAAAUGCAAAGGAUAGAUUUCAGAGAAUGAUUGGAGUCAUUUUAAACGCACUCAAGAAAGAAAAACAGUUAAAUAGCAAAGCUGUCAGUAACUUGAUUCAUCUUGUGGAAAUACUUGGUACACUCUCAAUACAAUCCUCAGAGUUGAAACAGUUGAUUGGAUUGUUCCGUGUCGAUGAAGAUGAUAAGAUGACUCCUUAUUGCAAUCGAUUGAUGAAAGCAAUGUCUACAAUGGCACGUCGUGAUGGCAAAGACGAAUCUUUGCAUUUCUUUUGCAUCCAGGAACCAGGAGCUGUAUGUAAAAUUAGUUCUAUUACUUUUUAA